GCGUCGUGCUGCAGCUGAACUGGAAAUUACUAGCAUCGGAGCAGCGUUUGAAUGCAGCUCUGCCCCUGAAAUCCACAUGGCUAAUGAACUACAACACUGUCUGCUGGUGUCCUCAUUGGUCUGCGCUGCAGCUGAUUCACGGGAUUGGCUGUAAGUAGCUUUUGCUGAAAGGUAAACAUUACAGGAGAGCCUCCUUUAGAGGAGCUGCACUUCUUCUGACAGGCGGCGACGCGUUGGGGAAAUAUGAGCGACACUGUGAGCUGUCAAAACUGUUCAGUGUGAAGUGUGUGUGAGACUUUAGCAGACAUGGUAGAGGUGUUUACCGGGCGGCCACUGCUGAACAAAGACGGGGACUUAGUGGAUCCUGAGGAGGCGCUGAGAAACAAAGUGGUGGGGAUCUACUUUUCUGCAGGAUGGUGUCCUCCUUGUCGCGAUUUUACACCCAUCCUGUGCGAUUUCUACACGGAGCUGGUGGAGGAGAGCGAACCUCCGGCUCAGUUUGAGAUAGUUUUUAUCUCCUCUGACAAGUCGACCGAUGACAUGGUUGAAUAUUAUCACGAUAUGCACGGAGACUGGCUGGCGCUGCCCUGGACGGACGAUUACAAACAUGAGUUAAAGCAGCGCUACAAGAUCACAGCGGUGCCCAAACUGGUGAUCGUGAAGGAGAACGGGGACGUGAUCACAGACAAGGGCAGGAAACAGAUCAGAGACCGAGGCCUGGCCUGCUUCAGGUCCUGGCUCGACGCUGCCGAGAUCUUCCAGAACUUUAAGGGUUAGGAACCAACGACGAGGAACAUGUUGACCCAUGUUCUCACAAGAGCUUCUGCAGCCCCGUUAGAGAGACGGACAAAACCAAAGUUAGAUAUUAAAGAUGUGGUUAAAGGGAAAUCAAAGAGCGAAUUACAUUUCUGUGACACAAAAUCAUGUUUAUCUAUCCUGAUUUUGUCUCUAUUUUUAGCCUUUGCUAGUUGAUUUUGGAUAUAUUUUAAUUUUUAACCCUUUGAAACCUGGAUCUGUAUCAGUUUUCUUGUGCUGAGUUCAA
Plectropomus leopardus (leopard coralgrouper) is the source of this 1042-nucleotide messenger RNA. It is a transcript of the gene nxnl2, whose product is annotated as nucleoredoxin like 2. The record is from RefSeq and is a predicted model, not a curated record. Lineage: Eukaryota; Metazoa; Chordata; Actinopteri; Perciformes; Serranidae. Gene Ontology annotation, biological process: visual perception; photoreceptor cell maintenance; sensory perception of smell.